CACGUCUGGUCGCAGCCUUUCAUACCUCACUGACAUCGACCACUACCUCCAUUAUUACUCCCUGCUGCCCGUACCGAGCAUUAUCAUUAUUCUUGAAUCAGAGGCGGAGAGAGAAUUUAGGGAUUCGCCGGCCGUUCUCGGAGCUUUAGCAUCCGGCGAUGACGGGUCGAUAAAAUUUCAAGAUUUUUGACCUGGUAUCAGUUCCGAGGCUUUAGCUUUCUGGGUCUCGAGAAAGCAUGGGGAUUCUUCUGGACGACGUCGUUAUCAUCGAGCACGGGAAGAAUUCCGGCGACCCCACCGUCGUGACGGUGAACUGCCCCGACAAGGCUGGGCUCGGGUGCGACCUUUGUAGAAUCAUCCUCGAAUUCGGCCUCUAUGUUACCCGUGGAGAUAUUUCUACAGAUGGAAAGUGGUGUUAUAUUGUAUUGUGGGUUGUUCCACGCCCAAGCUCAUUGAAAAUUGACUGGGAAAGCUUGAAAAACCGGCUUGUAUCUGUCUGUCCCUCCUGUAUGAUUUACUUUUUCGUUGAACCACAAUCAAGUAGCCCUCCACAUCAUCCCUUGUACCUUCUAAAAGUAUUUUGCCUUGACAAGAAAGGUCUAUUACACGAUGUUACCAAGGUGCUGUGUGAGCUUGAGCUAUCUAUUCAAAGAUUAAAAGUUAUGACAACACCUGAUGGGAAAGUCUUGGAUCUCUUCUUCAUAACGGAUAUGCUGGAUUUAUUACAUACAAAGAUGAGACGGGAUGUCACAUGUGAAUACAUAAGCAAUAUUUUAGGAGAGUAUUGUAUAAGCUGUGAGCUUGAGUUGGCGGGACCAGAAUAUGGAGGCCAGCAGGCAUUCACUUCACUUUCUCAAUCAGUUGCCGACAAAUUAUUUAGUUGUGAAUUGUCUGAGAAGGAACCUCCUGAAGCAAAGGUGAAGAAGGCCAUUGUUGCAGUGGAUAACCUUCUUAGCCCAGCUCAUACAUUACUUAAAAUACAGUGCAUUGACCAAAAGGCCCUCAUCUAUGACAUUUUGAGGACUUCAAAGGAUUGUGACAUUCGGGUUGCCUUUGGAAGAAUCUCAUCCACUGCCAAGGGAUAUCGAACUAUGGAACUAUUUGUACAAACAACUGAUGGGGAAAAAAUAAUAGAUACUGAGAAGCAGGAAGCUUUGUGUUCCCGGUUAAAGGAAGAGAUGCUACACCCAUUACGGGUCAUAAUUACCAGCCGUGGCCCUGAUACAGAAUUAUUGGUUGCAAAUCCUGUUGAAUUAUCUGGGAAGGGGAGACCUCGUGUCUUCCAUGAUGUCACCGUCGCUUUGAAAAAUCUUGAUAUUUGCGUGUUCUCGGCUGAGAUAGGAAGGCAUUCAACAUCAGACAGAGAGUGGGAAGUUUAUAGAUUCCUAUUGGAUGAUAGCCCUAAAUUCCCGUUUGAUAGCAAGCGAGCUCAAAGCGAAAUAGUGGAUGGUGUUAAAAGAACACUGAUGGGCUGGUGAGAAGCAAACUUGAAGCCCCGAUGUGACUGAUAAGGAUUUGGCUUGGUAACCAAACCAAACAAGAUGUAUGAUUUAGUUCACUAUGUUAUCUAUAGAAAGUGAUGUAUUAUAAUGAUGGAGAUAAGAUUAUGAAAGUGUUUACUGUCCAGAUAUUAUCUCUUCCUUGUGUGGUGUGUAAUUCUGUUGUGUGUACAUAAUUCUUUGGUACAAAACUGAAAUAUGAAAGCUUUGCUUUCCAUUGUUCAAAAAUGGUUUUUGACCUUUUCCUCUGUGGGUGUGGUGCAUAUAGAUUGUUUUUGUACUCAAUCCAUGUUUAUAGAUGCCUGCAGGCUGCAGGCGACUCCGAAAAGGCUUACCAUCCGCAGCAGUUCGUGAUGUCAUUUGUUGCUGUCAGGUUAAUGAGAAUUAGGAAGCUCAAGGUUUGUUUGAGUGGUAGUUCUUAUUUUAGCCUUGCUUAGUCCUCUAGUAUACUGAUAGCUCGGGCCUCGGGGAUUGGGCCUGCCUAGCUUUUUAGAACAGAUGAAUUAUGGUGUGUAACUGUAUAUUAACAUUACUAUCCUCUCUUGAACAAGAGUCAUAUUUAUUUAUGAUUUUUUUUCCGGUUUUUGCCAA
This is a messenger RNA of Cuscuta epithymum, 2090 nucleotides long. The record is from the annotation of a GenBank genome assembly. NCBI's taxonomy places the organism in Eukaryota, Viridiplantae, Streptophyta, Magnoliopsida, Solanales, Convolvulaceae.